Molecule: messenger RNA, 1213 nt
Organism: Perognathus longimembris pacificus (Pacific pocket mouse)
Lineage: Eukaryota; Metazoa; Chordata; Mammalia; Rodentia; Heteromyidae
Gene: Timm21
Product: translocase of inner mitochondrial membrane 21
Exons: 6
Coding region: 211-918 (235 amino acids)
Biological process (GO): protein import into mitochondrial matrix
Cellular component (GO): TIM23 mitochondrial import inner membrane translocase complex
Source: RefSeq, a predicted model, not a curated record
CGGAGGCAUGGCGGGGAAGGUCUGAAUGUCAGCGCCUUCCCAAGGGAAACAGGCCAGGGAAUGGGGACUGGAAGUUCUCUUUCGCCGUAGUUCCUCACCUGCCGCGCCUUGCGAUGUGAGUGUGUGGAUUUGGGCUCGUGUCCGGCCGCGUGCGCGUGCGCCGCGCGGCGUCUCGGCACCGUCCCCGCGCGGGAGGACCUUGCUGGAAACAUGAUCCGCGCCUUGCUGCGGGCCGCCGAGAAGGCGGAGUCCGGGAGGCGCCUGCUGCUCGGGGCCUGCCGGAGGACGGCGCCCGGCGCGAGGUCGGGGCCGCCGGAGCCCGUCCCGACGGCCGCCCGGAGAAGCUUCUGGUCGCCGGCGCCGAGGCCGCGGGAAGCCAAGGGCGACGGCAGCGGCAGCAGCAGCAGCAGCAAGCAGGUGCCCGCGCUGAGCAGCGAGAGGCCGGGAGCCGCCCUGUCACCGGCCCAGAAAGUGAAAGAAGCUGGGAGAGAUUUCACCUACUUAAUAGUGGUGCUCAUUGGAAUCAGCAUUACAGGUAGCUUGUUAUACGCGAUUUUCAAAGAACUUUUUUCUUCAUCCAGUCCUAAUAAGAUAUAUGGGAAAGCCUUAGAAAAAUGCAGAAUACAUCCUGAGGUGGUCAGUAUUUUCGGCGCACCUUUGAAAGGCUACGGGGAAAUGUCGAGGCGCGGUCGGAGGCAGCAUGUCAGCUUCAUCGAAUAUGUGAAAGACGGGCUGAAACACAUGCGUCUGAAGUUCUACAUUGAGGGGUCUGAGCCAGGGAAGCAAGGAACCGUGCACGUGGAAGUAAAGGAGAACCCCAAGAGCGGCAGAUAUGAAUUCCGAUAUAUAUUUGUGGAAACAGAGUCCUUUCCUAGAAGGACAAUUGUCAUCGAAGAUAAUCGGUCUCAAGACAGCUAAAAGAAUCAAGCAAGUGUGCUGUUUCCUGAAGCCUAUGGAGGGUGUAGAUGCACAACUGUGUUCACAACUCUCUUCCAGAAUCAGCUCCGGAGAGCAAGUGUAUGGCUGGAAAAGUGAAUGGAGUAGGAUGAUUUGAUGUGUUUAGACAAACCAAAUUAGAGAUUUUCUUGUGAGUAAUCAUGAAACAGUGUAUUUUACAUUUUUUUCUUUGUCAAUCAUGACAGUAUUUCUACUUUCAUGAUGUGAAUUUUUUACUGAAAUUUUUACACAGUGCAAAUAAAAGAUUUCAGUAUUU